AUGCAGUCAUCAGGGCACAGAUUCCGUGAUGUCGACCACCACCCGCUUCUUGCUGAAAAUGACAGCUACGAUUCCUCUUCCUCAGAGGCUGACAUGGCAGAGAGGGUUUGGUUCAUCCGAGAUGGCUGUGGUAUGGUCUGUGCUAUAAUGACCUGGCUUCUGGUUGUCUAUGCAGACUUUGUAGUGACUUUUGUCAUGUUGCUGCCUUCCAAAGACUUUUGGUACUCUGUGAUCAACGGCGUUCUCUUUAACUGCUUGGCAGUGCUAGCUUUGUCAUCGCAUCUGAGAACCAUGUUAACUGAUCCAGGGGCUGUACCCAAAGGAAAUGCCACUAAAGAAUACAUGGAUAAUUUACAACUGAAACCAGGAGAAGUGAUCUACAAAUGUCCAAAGUGCUGUAGUAUCAAACCUGAACGUGCACACCAUUGCAGCAUUUGCAAACGAUGUAUUCGAAAGAUGGAUCACCACUGUCCCUGGGUGAAUAAUUGUGUGGGGGAGAAGAAUCAGAGAUUUUUUGUUCUGUUUACGAUGUACAUAGCCCUAAUUUCAGCUCAUGCACUCGUACUGUGUGGGUUUCAGUUUUUCUCCUGUGUCCGAGGGCAGUGGACUGAAUGCAGUGACUUCUCCCCACCUGUUACUGUGAUCCUGAUGAUCUUCUUGUGCCUUGAGGGUUUUCUGUUUCUCACUUUCACUGCAGUCAUGUUUGGCACCCAAAUCCACUCAAUAUGCAAUGACGAAACGGAGAUCGAAAGACUGAAGAGUGAAAAGCCAACAUGGGAGAGGAGACUACGCUGGGAAGGAAUGAAGUCUGUUUUUGGGGGUCAGCCUUCACUCCUGUGGAUCAAUCCUUUUGCAGGAUUUCGAAUCAGGCGACUUCUACUGAGAGGAAAAAAAGGAGGAUCUGAGUUUUCUAUUUGAGUCUAAUU
Molecule: messenger RNA, 926 nt
Organism: Indicator indicator
Lineage: Eukaryota; Metazoa; Chordata; Aves; Piciformes; Indicatoridae
Gene: ZDHHC7
Product: zinc finger DHHC-type palmitoyltransferase 7
Exons: 6
Coding region: 1-918 (305 amino acids)
Biological process (GO): protein targeting to membrane; peptidyl-L-cysteine S-palmitoylation
Cellular component (GO): Golgi apparatus; endoplasmic reticulum
Molecular function (GO): protein-cysteine S-palmitoyltransferase activity
Source: RefSeq, a predicted model, not a curated record